AUGGAUCGUGCCUCGGGCUCAAUUGCACAUCCACCAUAUUUUGAUGGCAACAACUAUGGCGCUUGGAAGGCCAAAAUGAAGUCGUUUCUUUGGUCCUUAGAUGAACGUGUAUGGAGUACAGUGGUUCAUGGAUUUCCUAAACCCACAAAGAAAAUCGGAAAAGGAGAUGAAGAAACCACAAUCCUCAAAGCUAGAGAGGAGUGGACCACUGCAGAAGUCACACACAGCACUAAUAAUCAAAAGGGGUUAAAUGCUUUAUGUACUGCUGUCUCUUCAGAUCAAUUUGAAUAUAUAUCUGGUUGUGAUACUUCUAAGGAAGCUUGGGAUAUUUUGCAGGUUACUCAUGAAGGAACAGAUACUGUCAAGGGAGCCAAGCUUCAAAUGCAUACUUUACAGUUUGAGACACUCAUGAUGGAUGAGAAUGAAACUUUUUCUGAAUUUUAUGCUAAACUAUGUGUAAUUGUGAAUGCUUGUUCAAGUUUAGGUGAAAAAAUUCCAGAAGACAGGGUUGUGAAAAAGAUUUUGAGAUCCUUGCCUCAACGAUUUCAACCAAAGAUCACGGCUAUUGAAGAGAUCCGUGACUUGAACACCUUGAAAGUUCAAGAACUCAUAGGGUCCAUACAAACCUAUGAGAUGAAACAUCUAGCUCCUAAAAAGAGCAAAAACGUUGCUUUCAAGGUUGUGAAUGAAGAAGAUGAUGGGCAUUCAAAGGAAGAUUGCAGUGAUGACGAAUUAACAAUUCUCACAAGACGAUUCAUGAACUUUCUCAAGAAUCAGGAUCCAAGGAGUCGAGAUUCAAAAGGUAUAAAUUCUAAAAAUAGGUUUGUUAACUAUACUGAUGGUGGGUCUAAAUUUCGCAGGUCAAAUGAACGAAAGAAUCCAAGAGAAAAGGUCCAAUGUUUCGAAUGUGAAGGCUAUGGACACAUAUCUUCGGAAUGUGCCAACACCUUAAAGAAACAAAAGGAUGGCAAGAAUAAGGCAAUGCAUACUACUUGGAGUGAUAGUGAAUCGGAAUGCGAGAAUGAUGAAAAGACGGUUGCACUCAUAACCACAGUUAGCUUGGAUGAAUCACAUGAGGAUGAUGAUUGUAAAGAAGUUGCUAUGCUGAAGCUGAAAAAUUGCAGGAUUGCAAACGAGCUUCAAUCCCCUGAUGCAGAUUCCGAAAAGGUAAGUGCAGGUAUGAACGAAAAAUUGAUGUUUUUGCAGAAAAAAUUGACUGAUCAGAAUAAAUUAAUUGCUUCUCUAACUUCUGACAACAAAGCCCUUGAACUUGAACUUAAAAAUUCAAAGGAAAGGAUUGUUUCUUUAACCAUUGGUGCAGAAAAAAUUGACAAGAUGAUUAGCAUGGGACGAAGAGAUGGUGACAAACGAGGCUUGGGAUUUCAACCAAGUAAUAAGUCUUCCGCUGUGUCUAAAACAAAGUUUGUCAAAUCCACUUCACCUAUUGAACCUUCUGCCGCUCAUGAAGUCAAAAAAUUUAUUCCAAUUUGUCACUUUUGCGGAACUCGUGGGCACAUAAGACCAAGAUGCAAUAAGCUUCGAAACGAAUUUGUUCAUUCAAAUUCUCAUGGCAUGGGUGGAAAAGGAUUGAUAAGCUAUAUCAAUCCUACUGACCUCUGGAAGUUUUUGCUGAUCUUAGACUGGAUUUUUGGCGUUGGAUCACAUUGGCAGAUUAAGAUUGGGUUUAUGUGA
This is a messenger RNA of Prunus persica (peach), 1692 nucleotides long. RefSeq lists its product as uncharacterized. The coding region runs from base 1 to 1692 and encodes 563 amino acids. Gene Ontology annotation, molecular function: zinc ion binding; nucleic acid binding. The record is from RefSeq and is a predicted model, not a curated record. The transcript has 2 exons. Lineage: Eukaryota; Viridiplantae; Streptophyta; Magnoliopsida; Rosales; Rosaceae.